CAUGCACUAACACACACGCUGGGGGUUUUUUGGCGCUAACGCGUUGGUUGGAACAAGCGUCUGCAGCAGUCUGCUAGGCUCGCAGUGAAACACAAAGAACGUAGCUAAGGCAACCAUACCAAGGGCAGAAGGGGAAGUGGAAAGUCUAGUGCAACAAAACGCGUCGAAAUGUCAAUAUGGCGAAAGCCAAGUUUCCAGGUAAACCUCCUAAAACGUCUCAAAUUACUCGUUUGAGAGUCAGUUCGAACGGUAAUGGAAGUGCCAGUGAUCCUUCAAGAUUCGCAGCACAACAGGCAGCUUAUGGUUUGAAAUUGUUCCAUCAACAUUUCGCAGCUGACGAAGAGGAUGAUGAUUUCAUCGGUUUCGAAAAAGUUGGUGACGUCUUCAAACCUCACUCCCAACCUGGAAUCACACGGAAUAAAGCUCUGGGAAAGUGUCAAGCAGAGAAACGAAAACCUCCAGACAUUAUUUCGCAGAAUGCCACCAGCGAGUUACCGUCAAAUGUUGUUGUGAAUGUGUCUGGUUUACCAAUUGUGCUCAGUCAAAAUCAGCCACGAUUAGCUCCAAAGCAAAGUUUGGAGGUGUUACCUGAUAGAACCCCCACAGUGAAUCGAACAAGCGGUGAUUUGAAUUGUGCUCAGCAAAAUCUGAAGUUGGUGGACGGCAGUCGGCUUGACAGAAAGCAACAAGAAAAGUCAUCAAAACAAGUUCAGCCUUUGAAAGCUGUGCCCUCUCACAAGAUUGUUGCUGCUGCAAAAGCAGCUCUAGAAGAAGACAGAAAUGGAAGAAGAGAUUCGAGUGAAGAAAACGAGAAAUGUCGCAAAUCUCGACCGAUUGUUUCAAACAAAACCCAGUGUGCAGUUGGAGAGGAAAGUGCAGACCAAGAGAAAAAUCGAAUCAAAAGGGAAAUUGAGAGGUACACUACAAUCAUGACAACCGAAGUAGUGGAUCCUAAGCUGGCAACUGUAGAAAAGAAGAAAAAUCGAAGGAAACGUAGUCCGAGUGGAGAGGUAGACAAGGCCGAGAAAUUGAGAGACAAGAUUCAACAGCUUUUACGGAAACAAUGGGAAUCUAGACUACAGCUUGUGGAUGUCAAGACUGAAACUGCAGUUCCAUUGGAAAGUAAACCGGAGAUCCAAGAAAGUCGUGCCAGCUCGGUGUCAGUGUCUUCAUCAUCCUCUGAUGAAGAUGUCUUUUACAAGCGUAGGAGGAUGAGCAGCAACAGUAGUAGCAGCAGUAGUGCCCGAAAGAGUAAGAUAAUUCUACGUAAAGCUCGCCUGCAGUUGAAUCAAAAACUACUAAAACAACUGAGACAACCCUCUAGGUUGCAGCAGUUGGUAGAGCCGAAGACGGAACCGGUUGAAUCACCCAAAGUGGUUCAACCCAGUUCUGCAUCAAUUCUUCGACCAGCUCAGCUUGUACUUAAAACUGCAACGAACCCAGUGCCCAGAGUCCCAUCUCUCCCCAAGGAACCGACAAAGUUGCCUAAAGUUCGCAAUCCUCCGCCAGCCAAACCCAACUGCAUUCAAAAGGCAAGUGAUACUACCGUCACCAAUCCUUUGGGAUGCGCGUUUGUGAUGGAGCAGAGCGACACUAAAGGAAUUCCGGGCACAGUCGUUUGCGGUGUCUGUGGUGCCGUCCGUCGCUACUCUUUUAUUCUGCAAGCGCGCAAGUUUGGUACAUUCAGUUGCGAACCUUGUCGAAAGUUCAUCUCGCGCGUGCUUCGCGCCAGGGUGCCUGUCAAGUGCUCCGUUGGGAAUGGGGCUUGUAUAAAUCCUCCGGUUCAUCGGUGGACCACCAACUUCCCCACGGAAGACAAGCCAAAUGGCGAAGUGAUGACGGCCCGCUGCAAAGCCUGCUGGCUGAAACUAGCCCUCACGGGAUUUCAGAUGCGUGAGGCCGACCACGAUGAUCUGCGCAAGCUGCUUCCAUCUUCCAUGCAGGACGCGAUUCCGUUAGCAGUAGACCGCCCAACCGUCAUUCACUGGGCUCCGAAUCGGGGACAAAUGAUCCGGAUGAAGUCAAACUCUUCCUCAACUCCAAAUGUGCCUGCUCCAUCUGCUUUGCCCCCGGCCCCGGCCCCGGCUGCUCCUAAAAUAAAGAAGAAACCCAACACUGCUUCGAAAAAAGCUGAACAUUGUCCUGGUUCUAGAACCAGAGAGAAGAGCGGCAGUGGUAGUGGAGGCUCGGCAACGGAAAUCCAGUCAGGACCCAGGGUAAAACACGUUUGUCGAAGCGCGAUAGUCGCCCGCGCGCAACCUCGGGCGACCUUUGAAGAUGAAGAUUCUGACCGCUCGACCUCCAAGCAGUCGGAUUUGCCAUGCGAUUGCUGUUCUUUGCCGGAAACGGGGCCUCUCAAACCCACCGCUUUCGACAUUGUGCCGACACUGGCUAACGGACCUGGUGCCGUUAAAAAUUCUUCCAAACUUCCUCGGUCAACGGACCGAAAAAACUCUUUGAGCUCCCCGGCCAUGCCUCUAACCACUUCUCUGGGGGAGCGAUCUCGCGUCACCUUUCGCGAUGACGUCAAAUUGAGCUCCAACCAACGUGUCGGACUCAUGACAUCUGCUGUUCGGGCUUGGCAACAGCAGGAUCUCUGCCGAACUAAAAAUUCUCAAUUUCGUAGUAUGACGUCCAGUUCGGCAGGGCGUAAAGCAGCGAAGCCUUCACCGAAGGGUGUACUGUUGCCGGAUCUUUGGGAGCACUACGAUGCGGAUCGUGUGUGGGAUCAAGGAUUUGCCAUGUGUUGCUCUCGUCUUGGCAUGACAUCACCUUUGUGUUACCUGUGCGGAAGCGCAGGAAGAAAUGAACUAGUCUGCUGUUCCAGUUGCUGUGAAUCGUUUCAUCCGUUUUGUGUGGCCGACAGCGCUCCUCUGUCAGUUUCCGUUCGCCCCGAUUGUCAUCACUGGGACAGGGAAGCGGUGGCUGGUCGAAUUCUGGACGACGGAAUCGAAUCUCGUUCCGUUGUUGAGAAGGGCGAGGCGGCCAUUUCUGUCAUCACGAACGCUGCUGGAACACCUUGGAUCUGUUUGAAUUGCGUCGUGUGCCAAAUUUGCUGUUCCAGUUCAGGAGAACGGAUGAUCUGUUCCAGUUGUUCGCAUGCCUAUCACUGGUCUUGCCUCGGGCCAGCACAUCCAUCCAGUAAGAGGAAACGGAGAGACAAAUGGCAGUGCUUCGCCUGUUCCCUUGUUGAGGAGAAAUUCUGUCCCUUGUGCUUCAAAUGCCAUACGAGUCACCAGAUGAAGAUGGAGUGCAACUGCUGUGGAACGUGGGUCCAUGCAGAAUGCGAAGAACUUUCUGGCGAAGAUUUUCGCUUGCUUUGCAAUACGAAAAGCAUUGAAUACAUCUGUAGUCUUUGCUGCCCAGAGAAAAACUGGAAAAUUGCUAUAUCUGACAAGCUAAGCAUGACAGAAUCCAACAUUCUUUCCGUCGUGUCCUGGAUGGAAUCUAAACAACAACAAAAAGUUCUCCGACCAAAAAUCUCCGUCACAGCCAAGGUGGAAUACGAUGCGGAAUCCGACAGCCGUCUGUGCGCAUUGUGUCACGGACGAGGCGAAGGCGCAACAGCUGCCGAAGGCCGUCUGUUGUACUGUGGCAGUGAUAUUUGGUGUCACAUCAACUGUGCACUAUGGUCCAACGAAGUUUUUGAAGAAGUGGAUGGAGCGCUGCAAAAUGUUUUCGACGCUCUGGCCAGGGGUAGCGGUUCCCGCUGCAAACACUGUAAUGCCAAAGGAGCAACAGUCAAUUGUUGUGUUCGUGGUUGCCAAGUUUCUUUGCAUUUCCCGUGUUCACUACAACCAGAAACGGAAGUGACCCUGUUGGAGGGUAAGCGCCUCAUUUGUCGCCAUCAUGCGAAAGAGCAGGCCAAUAAAAACCUCGUACCUCAUCCGCCAAGCUUUGAAGUGGCUCGCUGCGUCUAUGUCGACCUUGGUGCUGAAUCGAAAAGGAUCAAACCAGUUGCUCCUCGUGAUAUUCGAAUUGUUAUUGGAUCUCUCGCCAUCUCAUCUAUUGGGCAGCUACGAACUGACGUUUCGGGUGGAUCGAACCAGCUGACACCCGUCGGUUUCGAAUGUCAAAGAAGAUACUGGUCUGUCAAAGAACCGUGGAAAGUUGUUUCCUACACAUUGAGGACGAUUUAUGUUCCGAGCUCAGUUGACGGCAAAGAUUUGGAAACAAACGUCACUGUGAGUCACGAGGAAGAUGAUGUCAUCAUGGCGGAAUCGGGCUUGAAUUUGGCCGAACUGGAUACUCAGGACGAUCGCGAAUUAAUCCACAUGGUGUUGGAAGAUGCCAAUUUCGAGCAAGAGUUGGAGGGUGGACCUAAUGCCAGUGUGUCAAUGAGCACACCCAACGAGUUGAGAGAUUCCGGAUUUUAUUCCGACGCCGGUGAAGUGUCACCCAGUCCUACUGAGGACAACGCCCUCGAAGCAUGGUUGGCCGAUCCAGAACACGCCGUCAUCUUCCUGGAUUCAGCCUUGUUGGCUUCGCUCGACAUAGAAUCAGACACAGCUCUUCCCAAGCCUACAACAUCUGGUGCCUCGGUCGACGAUUCACGUAAUCAGUCGAGCAACAAUUAUCCACAAUCGCCUGAAGUCAACACUCCUCCUAAGCGGAACUUAAGAAACAGGCGUCUUAGUUACACGCAAUGGAAAAAGAUGCGGUUACAAAAUCGUAAAAAUAAAGAAACAACAAAAUCAACGACUGUCAAAUCGACCAGUAUUCCGUCUGCAGAAAGACCAAUGAAUUUAGAUUGGAAUGGCAACGAGUCUGAAUGGAAUAGCGUCGCCAGUAACAAUCUAUUGGCCAGCAUCAAAGUCUCGCCACUUUCUCCCAAUGCCACCAUAAAAAAGGUGAACGCUGACGUACCUUGGCGUCGGAAAGGCUCGCCAGGUAACAUUCUCCAGCUGGACGGAGCAGGCGAUUCUUCUGAUACGGAACCUGAGAAAGCAGUUGUUGUCAAACAAGAAAACAUAAUCGAUGAGCACCCAGUGAAAUGCCGUCGCUGCCGACGAUCCUACCGUACGCUGCAGAGCUUCAACAAGCACGUGGAGAGUUGCGUUGAAAUGCUGAGUAGUAGUAGUGGCAGCGAGGAGGAAAGUGAAGAAGACAUCAUCCCAGUGAAACCGAAACUCGAACCAGUGGAACCCGAUGCUCACAUACCGAUCCCUAUUCAAUUUCAGCCUAAAGAAGAACCAUUGGAUCAUGUGGCAGAGGUUAUUGAGCCUCAGCCAGAACAUGAUCUAAUUCAAGUUCCUGUUGUCAACUCAUCCUCACAAGCCAAGCCCGCCGAACCCACGGAAUGCGGUCCCAAACCCUCUGCAUCUGUUAGUCAACCAACGCCUUCCAAAACUCAAGGAAACGUCAAAUCUCGCUACCAAAAACGGAAAUUCCGACCGAAUGUCAGCGUCAUUCCUCCUAGAACGUUGGCGAUCCGACAGCCUCAUCCUCCCGCUCCUCCGCAGAACGUUCGUUUUACCGUCCCAGCUCCAUCACCGAUACCAGCAGCCUAUCAGAUGGCGCUGCAGUCUCCUCCUCCGCCAGUAUUGUACGUCACACGGCCGGAACUCAAUCCAUCCAGUUCAACUUUGCAGUGUGGCUUCAUCUCACAGCCUCCAAUAACUGUAUCUCAACAUCAUUACAUCAUCAUGCCAUCGUCAAUGGAGCACACAUUCGUUCAAGCCAAUUCUUGCUCUGUUCCCACAUUGUCCUCAUCCGGUUUAACCUUGACUCACCAUACGUCAAGCCCCAUGGUGCAGUACUUGGGAGCAGUACCGUCACACCUGCUGUCGUCUUUGGGGAUCAUGACGACUAAUAUGAGUGUUACCAAUUACACUACCGUUCCAAAUCUGUCUACUCUGUUGCAGAGUCAACCGUUACAGGCAUGGGAACCUGCUAAUCAGAUCGUUAUCCUUCCUCAGCAGCCUGUACUGUCAUUCAACUUGCCCUCGGUAUCGCUACAAUCUGCUCCGCAAUUAUCCCCAGCCAUUGCGACUAUCCAGUUAUCUCCAGCAGUAGCCAAGGAGCCAAGUCCAAUUGUGGUGAAGAAGAAUACGUCCCCCAAGGCAGCUAGUGAAACGACUCCAGUGAAGAGUGUUGUGGAACCUAAAGAAACGGUUCCAAAACAAGAUUCUCCCAGGCCUCAAGAAAAUACCAAGCCGGAAAAUACAAGAGUGGAAGUAUUGAAAGAGGAAGAAAAGAAAUCCGACAUUCCUCUGAACAAUAACACCUUAGAAGAGGGAUUGGUUGACUCGAUUACGGAGGGUAAGCCUCCCAAACCGACCUAUAGCUACCGUUCGGCUAUGGGUGGUAAGAAACCCUCUCGCACCAUUACACCCGUGGGAAAUGAGGAGAAAGAUGAUCAACCGUCGAUUGUCCAGCAGCUAAAGGUGGUGGCCCAUCCUAGCGCACCUGAUAAGGCAACUCGCACCUUCCACUUGAAAGCGUCGUCCGACGAACAAGAAAGGCUUUCCAUUACCGAAGAAAUGGUGGAGAUGGUAGCCUCUAGAUUGACCGAAGCAGCAGUGCCAGAAAUAUCCGACAAGCUUGCUGAUAUCAGCGAUGUUUUUGCAACUCCACCGGCUUCUUCGGAACCGCCAAUUCUCCCAUCGGACAUGGAUGUUGAAUCCGUCUCUUGGCCGAUCAUCGACUCAACUCUGUCGACGGAAGAAGCACAGCCUCAGCCCCAAGCCGAACCGGAAAUUAGGAAGAAGAAAGAAGCUCACAUCCUUUACGAACUCGUUUCAGACGACGGUUUCUACGCCCAGUCGAAUUCCCUUUCGACCGUUUGGCAAAAGCUGUUGGAUGCUGUCCAGGAUGCCAGAUUGGCGUUCAAGAUGGAGCCGCUUUACAACGGCUGUUUGAAAAGUGUCGAAGAUCGUAAUCUCCAUCUGACUGGCUUACACCACCAUGCCAUCAUCAAUUUACUGGAGCAGCUACCCAAUGCCGAUUGUUUCCCCGACUACACUUUUCGCUAUCGCGCUCACAGAGAUCGCGAAUCAGCCGAGAAAUUGAUUACGGGGUCCAUGUUCGGUUGCGUCCGAGCAGCUCCUUUUAAUGGCAGAGUUCCCUACGACAUGUUUGGCUGGUUGGCCUCCCAAUAUCGUCCCAGACCACAGUUAUCUGUCAGAUCAGUAGUCGAUCCAGAAGGAACUCAGGCGACCGGACGUCGGGUCACUAAUUUCGAGCUGUUACCGAUGACUGUCCGCUUCAAACAUCUGCGCCAAGUAGCCAAGAAUUCCGUUGGCGUUUACCGUUCGCACAUUCAUGGUCGAGGCUUAUUCUGCAAACGAGACAUUGAGUGUGGUGAGAUGGUAGUCGAGUAUGCUGGACAGGUCAUUCGUUCUGUGCUUUGCGAUAAACGGGAGAAAGAAUAUGAGGCUAAAGGAAUGGGCUGCUACAUGUUCCGAAUUGACGAGCAAACGGUGGUCGACGCCACAGUUCACGGGAAUGCGGCCCGGUUCAUCAAUCACUCUUGCGAGCCGAACUGCUACUCUAGAAUUGUGGACAUAUUUGGCAAGAAGCACAUCAUAAUCUUUGCCUUGCGGCGAAUCCUUCGCGGAGAAGAGUUGACGUACGACUACAAAUUCCCACUGGAAGACGUCAAGAUUCGGUGCACCUGUGGCUCGCGCAAGUGCCGGAAAUACCUUAACUGAUCGUCGUGCCCGCUGAACCGUAGCACCAACUCGGUCGGUCUCGACCCCUAGAUGGCAGCUCUAAGUGCUAUGUGUGCGGCGGCGUCCUUUUGAUCAACCAGAGAGAGAGAGAUUGAGGGGGCAGAAUAAGAAAGAAACGAGUCGGAAGCGAUUUCUCUUAUGGCUUUAUCUCUUAUCGUUCUCUCUCUCUCUCUCGUUUCAACCGAAAAGAAAUGCAAAACGCGUUUGUGUCCUCUCCCUCUCUCUGCUUUUCUACUUCUUCCCUUUUUUUUUCAAAAAUAGUAUCUAAUCCUCCCACAUAGAAGAAAAAAGCAUUUUUUUAAACGUUAAAACGAACGAACUUUUUUGACAGCUUUUAUUACUUGUAUAUAUCGCUUGUUUCUUUCGGAUUCAGGUUCAUACCGGUGGAGCCCAAUUUGAAUUGAUAAUCAUAAUGGAUGAUUGUUCGAUUCAAAAUGGGUUCAUGUGUGGAACCGAAAGGAAAUGUGUGCGACAAGAAUGAAAAACUGUGACAUCCAAUAUGAAAUUCUUAUCUCUCUCUGUCUCCCCACCCUCUCAUUAAAGUGUGUGUGCACGAAACGAAGAAAAACAAAAAAGAAAA
Molecule: messenger RNA, 8253 nt
Organism: Daphnia pulicaria
Lineage: Eukaryota; Metazoa; Arthropoda; Branchiopoda; Diplostraca; Daphniidae
Gene: trx
Product: histone-lysine N-methyltransferase trithorax-like
Exons: 18
Coding region: 177-7652 (2491 amino acids)
Biological process (GO): positive regulation of DNA-templated transcription
Cellular component (GO): histone methyltransferase complex; nucleus
Molecular function (GO): protein binding; zinc ion binding; sequence-specific DNA binding
Source: RefSeq, a predicted model, not a curated record